AUGAUGAAGUCUUGGCUUGAACGCAUCGCGGGUUAUUUCCAACCCUUCCUCUUCGUGACGGUGAUGGCGACAGGUAUCUCGUCUAAUAUAUUGCAGAGUUUCCCCUAUGAAGCACGAUGGUUGCGAGAUUGCUCGUAUCCCAUGUUCGCAUUAGCAUGUUUGUUGUUCAUCUACUUGCAACUACUCCAAGCGCUGCAUAUGUAUCUAUUCAUCAGAAAGAAAUCCUUCACAGAAUACUUCGAUCAAUACUUCAGGGAUAUGACGCAUAACGUUUUUUGGGGAACGUAUCUGAUGGGGUUGAUCACCAUUGUAAAUUAUAUUGUUGUGUUGGCUAACAACGAAGUGAAAAAUCCUAAAGUUGGUAGAAGAAUGAUGAUGUUAGCGUACGUUUUAUGGUGGUACGAUGUAAUACUCUGCCUUUGCUGUACCUGGGGAAUUUCGUUCAUUAUAUGGCGAAAGUUUAACUCUUCCAUUGAUGGCUCAGACUAUCGAACGCCCAAUGAAAAGAUGUCCAAAGAAGGUCUCAAAUGCGCCCUAGUCUUACUAAUCGUUCCCAUGUUUGUGGCAGCAUCAUGCAGCGGUAAAUUUGUGAUGACUGAUUUGUUUACCUCACUUUUCAGUAGAGACAUACAGCUGAUGGUACUUGUCCUAACAGCUCUCAUAUGGCUACAUGCAGUGAUAUUUCUCUUCAUAGUGAUAACUAUCAUCUUUUGGGGCUUUUAUAUCAACAAGAUUCCACCAAUGCGUCAGGUCUUUACGCUCUUCCUGCUCCUUGGUCCAAUGGGCCAGGCAAGUUUCGGUAUCCUGCUGCUAACAGAGGACGUGAGAACAUAUGUCAUUAAACAUUAUCCGAGAUCGACCUCAAUGAACGAUUACGAUAUUCUGCUGCUGACAAUCCCUUGGUGCUUCAAGAUCAUUGGAUUACUCCUAGCGUUGGCUUUGCUAGCCAUGGGUUAUUUCAUUACAGUAAUUGGGUUCAUGGCCGUUGCAUCAAAAUAUAAUGAGACCGCUGAGAUAAAAGAAAAUGGACAAGUACGUGUGAAGCGCAUUUAUCAUUUUCACAAAGGAUGGCUUGCGAUGACUUUUCCAAUGGGUACAAUGUCAUUGGGCAGCACUUACGUUUGGCGGGAUUAUAACCAAUAUGUCCCUAUGCUCACUUUCAGAGUGCUUGGCGCCAUCUACGGAGUAAUUUGCAUAGUUUGGACAAUGGUGUGUAUUGCUGGAUUAUGCUACAAUUCGAUCAUACCUGAAGUAAAAAUCUUAUGUGGACUUAUUACCCAUAGCGAUCAAAAAUCGGAAACGAGCUCUUUAAGCUUCAAAGAUGACCGAAGUUUACACAAUCAAAAUCAAGCAUGA
Messenger RNA from Torulaspora delbrueckii, 1356 nucleotides. RefSeq names its product Ssu1p (gene SSU1). Gene Ontology annotation, molecular function: sulfite transmembrane transporter activity. NCBI's taxonomy places the organism in Eukaryota, Fungi, Ascomycota, Saccharomycetes, Saccharomycetales, Saccharomycetaceae. The transcript has a single exon. The record is from RefSeq and is a predicted model, not a curated record. Gene Ontology annotation, cellular component: plasma membrane. Bases 1 to 1356 code for a protein of 451 amino acids. Gene Ontology annotation, biological process: sulfite transmembrane transport; transmembrane transport.